Molecule: messenger RNA, 3157 nt
Organism: Sarcophilus harrisii (Tasmanian devil)
Lineage: Eukaryota; Metazoa; Chordata; Mammalia; Dasyuromorphia; Dasyuridae
Gene: RNPC3
Product: RNA binding region (RNP1, RRM) containing 3
Exons: 15
Coding region: 1-1533 (510 amino acids)
Biological process (GO): mRNA splicing, via spliceosome
Cellular component (GO): U12-type spliceosomal complex
Molecular function (GO): pre-mRNA intronic binding; protein binding; U12 snRNA binding
Source: RefSeq, a predicted model, not a curated record
AUGGCCGCGCCGGAGCAGAUCCCGUUGUCACGGGGUUGCCAGGGUUCCUCGACGCCGCCUCUGCCGCGGGCCAACCGGACCCUCUUGGUGCGGCACUUGCCGGCGGAGCUGACCGCCGAGGAGAAGGAGCAUCUCCUGAAGCAUUUCGGUGCCCAGGCUGUGCGGGUCCUGUCUGACAAGGGCCGCUUGAAACACACUGCUUUUGCAACUUUCCCUAAUGAAAAAGCUGCCAUAAAGGCUUUAUCAAGACUUCAUCAGCUAAAAGUUUUAGGUCACACUUUAGUUGUUGAAUUUGCAAAAGAACAAGACCAAGCGUCUUCCUUCUGUCAGACUUCAUAUUCAGAGAAAAAGAAAAGGUCUGAUGAGCCUGUGGAAGAAGAUAAAGAAAAAAAAGAGACAAGUUGUUUGACAAUAGAAAAUGGAAUUGCACCAAAUCAUGGGUUAACUUUUCCUCUAAAUUCAUGCCUCAAAUAUCUGUAUCCGCCACCUUCAAGUACAAUACUAGCCAACAUAGCAAGUGCCUUGGCAAGUGUGCCUAAAUUCUAUGUACAGGUGCUUCAUCUUAUGAAUAAAAUGAAUUUACCCACACCUUUUGGACCAAUUACUGCCCGACCUCCUAUGUAUGAAGAAUAUAUGCCAGUGCAUGUGCCUCUUCCCCCUGUACCUCCUUUACCACCUGAGGAGCCUCCUGUACCAGAAGAAGGUGAAGGAUCUAAUGGAGAAGAAUCAGAAUAUGAAAGUGGUGAUGAUGAAGCCCGUGAGAGGAUGACAAAACUGAUGGAAUUAGCUAAUUUUCAACCUAAAAGACCAAGAACUGCAAAGCAACGGCGUGUAAGGAAAAGGCAAAAGAUAAAGGACAUGUUGAAUAUGCCUGCAUCUACUUCCCAUAGUAAUUUACACCCUGCACUAUUACCUUCAGAUGUGUUUGAACAGCCACAACCUGUAGAGCAUAAAAAAAUAGAAUUCAACAUAUCUUCUGGGAUACCUUCUGCAUUUGUAAAAGAUUUAGAGGGAAGACAAAAUAAUGAUUUGUCUGCUCCUGGAGAUACAACUAAUGAAGGAUUUGGAAAGAUCUUUCCAACUCCCAUUCUGAAUGACAAAGAGGAGAUUCAAGAAGACUCAGAUGACAUACCAGCAGAAUUUGUCUCUAGAAAAGAGUUGGAAAAAGGCAGAAUUUCUAAAGAAGAAAUGGAAACACUUUCAGUUUUCAAAAGUUAUGAACCCGGGGAUCCAAAUUGUAGGAUUUAUGUAAAGAACUUAGCAAAGCAAGUUGAAGAAAAUGAUCUUAAGUUUAUUUUUGGAAGAUAUGUUGACUUUUCAUCACAAACAGAACGAAUCAUGUUUGACAUACGCUUGAUGAAAGAAGGUCGCAUGAAAGGCCAAGCUUUUAUUGGCUUUCCAGAUGAAAAGGCUGCAGCUAAAGCUUUAAAAGAAGCUAAUGGAUAUGUGCUUUUUGGAAAACCCAUGGUUGUCCAAUUUGCUCGAUCUGCUAGACCAAAACAAGAUCCUAAAGAUGGAAAAAGGAAAAGAUAGAUAAUUGCUGAAGAAUUGAAGCAUUCCUGCGUAAAUACUGCAGUAAUACUGUCAUGCAAAGUGUAUCCUUUCUUGUUGUAUCCUUUUUUGGGGCAGUACUUUUUUGUAGAAAUCUUUUCUUUCUUUUUAUUUUUUUUCCCAUAAUGUAGAUUGGAGAUUAACUUUGCAUUCUAGAAAUAAUAUGUUUAAUGUAGGUUGAAGAAAAUUUGAUAUUCUUUCCAGAUACUAAUGUUUAAAUUUGUCUAUAAUUUAGAUUUGUCUAUAAUGUGCUUCAUUUUAAGAAAAGUCAUUCCAGGGAAAGUUAGUGAAUCAGGUCAUCAAAUUUACUACAGGAUAAUAGUUGCUUUUUAACUCAGAAUUUGAUCUUAGUUAUUAUAUUUGUCUUCCUGAAAUUUAAUUUUUGCAAUUUAUGGACUUGGUUUUAAAACACUUGGUUUGGCUCUUUUUAUAUUUUUAUGUAGUGUAGUAUAGGAAAUAUAUCAGUACUGCUUGAAAGGGAAAAUUAAAAUUUUAGAUUGUAAAAUAUAUUAUAGAAGACUCAACAAAGUUUAUUUCUAAAGAUUGUCUAUUUCUUGGCUUUUUAAAUGAUGGAAAUACCAAAUGACAGUCUUGCUGUUUAACAGCACCUUACACCCAGGAUAUUAAUAUUUUUUUAAUUCCUUAUUGAAGGAAGUAGCAAAUAGAUCAUCCCUUAAUAGGGCAGUAGACAAUUGGAAACAUCUUUUAUGAUGGAUACAUAUUCGAAAAAGAAUAUAAUUAAUCUCUUUAUGUCGAUUAAUGAUGGUAGCACAGUAUGUCUGCUAAAGCAUAAUAUGUUAACAGCCUAUUGGCUUCCAAAGCCCUUCACCUUACCAUCUCAACAUAUUAAAAGUUGUUUAUGUAGAAGGUGUGUAUAAUCUUCCUUGCACCUAUAGUCUGGCGCAAAGUAUACAUUUUAUUAAAAUGCAUAUUGAUUUGAUUGGCACAGUGUAUUAUUGUACACAGUGCUUAAUAAAUGUUUACUGAGUAAAAACCAACUUUUACCCAUCCUCCACCUUUUGAAAACAUUCUUAGAGCUCCACAUUUUUAACUAAUAAACUUAGUAAAUUCUAGAAACAGUAUAGUUUUUAAUUAAUUAGUUGUCAUUAACAUUUGUGUAUAGAUAGGAAAAAAAGACCAAUAAAGUAAAGUGUGAAUUCAUGAUAAUUAUUUAUAUUGCUUCUUGGGACCUUAAAAUAUAUUUAAUUUUGGUUCUUUGAUUCACAAUUUUAGUUCACAUAAGCUGUGAUUACCUAUACAAAUUAAAUUAUAUUGUCAAACUGACGUGAUUCACUAAUUUUCUAAAUACUGAAAUUGUAGUUUUCUAAUACAUUUAUAUUAUAUAAAAUAUGUUUCUAUUAAAAUAAUUUUCAUUUUUGAUGGGCUUUUAUGGUGUUUUAGGUUCCUUUUGAAUUCCAUAUCUUUCAAGCAUUCUCCAGCUUUGAGAAGAAGAAACUUGACCAUCUGGACUCUUGAAUUGUGCGUAGUAGCUUUUAGAAUAUAUUUAAAAACUAAAUGAAAUGCAUUUAAAUCUUAUUGGAAGAUAUACAGCAAAUGUGUUUUAGUCAACUCUCAGUACUCCAAUAAAUUAUUUUCUUUCCAUUAA